CGUUACGCUGUAAAUUCCCACAGUCCUGAACGCAGCAGGGAUGAUACCUCAACAUCCAUCCAACCUGCCGCUGCUAGCAGGUUGAUAGCUAACCGGAGAGAGUUCAGGGCGGCACGGCUUCAUCAUGAGGACGUCCCUCCCUCGUUAACCGGCACCGAGGACUCCCACGGCUCCCCACCCAGCUGGACUCACCGCCCCACCGCGGAAAGCGAGAUGACGACCCGGUCGGAGAGAGAAAAAGCCCAGAAACUGAACGAGCAGCAUCAGGCCAUUCUUACCAAACUGCUGCGAGAAGAGGACAACAAGUACUGUGCAGACUGUGAGGCUAAAGGGCCUCGAUGGGCGUCAUGGAACCUCGGGGUGUUCAUGUGCAUCCGCUGCGCCGGCAUCCACCGCAACCUGGGCGUCCACAUCUCCAGGGUCAAAUCUGUCAACCUGGACCAGUGGACACCUGAGCAGAUCCAGAGCAUGGUGGACAUGGGGAACACCAGAGCCCGCCAGCUGUAUGAAGCCCACCUACCAGAGAGCUUCAGGAGACCACAGACAGACCAAGCCGUGGAAGUUUUCAUCCGGGACAAAUACGAGAGGAAGAAGUACUACGACCAGGAGGCCUUGGCUGCAGCCUCAGUGAGUAUCACCAGCACGUGUCGUAUUUUCCAUUUUCAGUCACUGCAUGUUAUUGUUACAGCUGCAGUGGUUGGAGGCUGCUUUAUGUAAUCUGGGCUGCACUGG
This is a messenger RNA of Poecilia latipinna (sailfin molly), 732 nucleotides long. RefSeq names its product stromal membrane-associated protein 1-like. Gene Ontology annotation, biological process: regulation of clathrin-dependent endocytosis. The record is from RefSeq and is a predicted model, not a curated record. The coding region runs from base 214 to 717 and encodes 167 amino acids. The transcript is spliced from 4 exons. NCBI's taxonomy places the organism in Eukaryota, Metazoa, Chordata, Actinopteri, Cyprinodontiformes, Poeciliidae. Gene Ontology annotation, molecular function: GTPase activator activity; metal ion binding. Gene Ontology annotation, cellular component: cytoplasm.